Molecule: messenger RNA, 534 nt
Organism: Chanos chanos (milkfish)
Lineage: Eukaryota; Metazoa; Chordata; Actinopteri; Gonorynchiformes; Chanidae
Product: transmembrane protein 275-like
Exons: 1
Coding region: 1-534 (177 amino acids)
Source: RefSeq, a predicted model, not a curated record
AUGGUUUUUACAGAGAAGACCUCAACAUGUGCUGCGGGAAAGAAAGCCUCUAAGAGAAGGGCCCUUCGCCCUCAGGGCAUCCCGUCCCCUGCCCUGUGCUGUGCUUGCGGACUUUGCAUCAUGCUGGCGGGCAUUAAUAUCACUCUGGUGGGUGCUUUCGCCUUUACAAAGCUUCUCCCGUUCAACAACCCACCCAUCAUCAUCGGCCCGCUGCUCCUUCUAGUCGCCCUGUCCUUUUUCGGAGCUUGCUGCGUGUGCAGUCGACGGCCCUCAGCCCACCCGUCCCGCAAAGCGAAGGGCGGGGACAGCUGGGGGCUGAUACGAAUGGGAGGGGCGGUUUUUGAGAUGGAGACGAGUGAACACACAAUGCAGGACACCACCGCGGUGCAACUGAGUCCCACCAACUCACCGACUUCCUCUCACAAAUCCAGUCCCACCCAUGAGACGGUACCUGUGCCGCACUCUUGUGAGUUCAUUAGCUCAGAGGCUAGUAAUUCUUCUGCCUGUCACUUGACUAGUGACUCUGCCUCGUAA